CGUUCGGGUCAAGUCAGCUGUCUCUCUGUGGGCAAAGGGCGGAAGCCGGAGCAGCCUGGGGCGGAGCUUCGCACGGAGCGAACGCCCGCCCGCCCGUCCUACGUGCUCGUUCGCCUCCGUCCGCUGCGCGCGAGCCGGGAGUCCCCGCGGCGGGCGGCGGCGGCGGCGGCGUUGGCCGAAGGCGGAGGCGGUGGAGGAGAGCCCGCGGCUGCCGCGGCGACAGCGAGAUGGCGGAGACCGUAGCGGACACCCGGCGGCUGAUCACCAAGCCGCAGAACCUGAACGACGCCUACGGGCCGCCCAGCAACUUCCUCGAGAUCGAUGUGAGCAACCCGCAGACCGUGGGGGUCGGCCGGGGCCGCUUCACCACCUAUGAGAUCAGGGUCAAGACAAAUCUUCCUAUAUUCAAGCUGAAGGAAUCUACUGUUAGAAGAAGAUACAGUGACUUUGAGUGGCUUCGAAGUGAACUAGAAAGAGAGAGCAAGGUGGUGGUCCCUCCGCUCCCUGGGAAAGCGUUUUUGCGGCAGCUCCCUUUUAGAGGGGACGACGGGAUAUUUGAUGACAGUUUCAUCGAGGAGAGGAAACAAGGGCUGGAGCAGUUUAUAAACAAGGUCGCUGGUCAUCCUCUGGCCCAGAAUGAACGUUGUCUUCACAUGUUUUUGCAGGAUGAGACAAUAGAUAAAAGCUAUACUCCGUCUAAAAUAAGACAUGCCUGAGUUUGGCAGGAAGAAGCAGAAUGAGGCCAUUACUGACCCCCCACACACUGAAGACAUUGUAACUAACAUAGCAUGCUGCACAGACACUGCUGUAACACGCCCCGGCUCGACUAACGCUCACACGCUCCCCUUUCAUUCGGUUUUGUUUGGCAGUUGACAAGAAGUUAAUUUGCUUUAGUGAAAACUCCCUUGCUUCAGCCUCUAAGUAGCUCUUCCCUGCUGUGUCCAUGCGCACACUGUGAUGUCACGAGCCCGUAGAACCUGCAGUGUCCUGACUAAAGUUGCCAACUUGGUCUUAUUUGCAGUUUCUGUGUCGUUUGCUUCUUGAAUCUGAUUGACUAGACUAUUUCUCCCCCACCCCAUGUGUGAUGUCACCACUUGGUCCUAAUUUAUGUGCAGGAGCAUGACACCAUUUGUCUCCAGCGCCACACAUACAAGGUAUACUUUGUGUGCAGAACGUGUCUUCCUUCUGGCCUGUAAUCCCCUUCACAUGGAAGAUUAAUGAGGGAAAUCUUUAUAUUCUGUAUAAAAACAAAAUCAAAUUUAUAUACUAAAAUCAUUUGUCUAAAAAUUUAAGUUGUUUUCAAAUAAAAGUUGAAAUGCA
Molecule: messenger RNA, 1320 nt
Organism: Psammomys obesus (fat sand rat)
Lineage: Eukaryota; Metazoa; Chordata; Mammalia; Rodentia; Muridae
Gene: Snx3
Product: sorting nexin 3
Exons: 4
Coding region: 228-716 (162 amino acids)
Biological process (GO): late endosome to Golgi transport; endocytic recycling
Cellular component (GO): retromer complex; early endosome membrane
Molecular function (GO): phosphatidylinositol-3-phosphate binding
Source: RefSeq, a predicted model, not a curated record